Ceratina calcarata is the source of this 8960-nucleotide messenger RNA. RefSeq names its product Tubulin tyrosine ligase-like 5 (gene TTLL5). Bases 3519 to 5585 code for a protein of 688 amino acids. Gene Ontology annotation, molecular function: tubulin-glutamic acid ligase activity; tubulin binding. Gene Ontology annotation, cellular component: ciliary basal body. The transcript is spliced from 12 exons. The record is from RefSeq and is a predicted model, not a curated record. Lineage: Eukaryota; Metazoa; Arthropoda; Insecta; Hymenoptera; Apidae. Gene Ontology annotation, biological process: microtubule cytoskeleton organization; protein polyglutamylation.
CGGCACCCACUAUCAUUGUUGGAUCCGAAUUUAUCGCUUAUCAAUCGUGGCUCACGUGUAUCGCAACGUGGUCGUUGAUAGUGGGAACAGAGAUAAGAAUAUCGUUUGCCGGGGAAAUUGUUUCAUAUAUGCACGAGGGGUGUAAAUUAUGUUAAUAGACGUUGGUAUUGAAAUAAGAAAACAAGUUGUUUCCAUUUGGUCGAAACGUCUUUUGAGUUAUUUUAGAGCUCAAGGUCAACGUAUUGAAAUUAUAAUCGAAUCUUCAAAGCUUUUAAAGCAGUUUUAUUAUUUGGUUAUUAUUCUGGUUUUAUGUUCAGGUGUCAUUGAAAUAUUUUUGGCUCGCCGAGGUUUGUAGGGCUCGAGGAUCACUCGACUAUUUCUGGAUUCGGCCCUCGCCAGAUCUCGUUUAAACGUCAUCUGUGUCUUCGGUCGAAAGGGCUUGGGCACCUUUCACUGAGAACGCCUUGGCCUUCUUUCAUUUGCCCGAGAGUUCACUUUAAAAAUCGAAAUUACCCUGUUUUCAAUCAUUUUUCGGCGACGAGAAUUCGUUCCAGCGUGACUUUUGUUAAAUGGAAAGGAAAAAGAGGAGACGAUUCCAGCGCCUGCCUCCGGUCGCCAGCUUGUUAUCCUUGAUCAGUAACGCAAUAUGUGGCUCACGUAUAAGCGCGACACGUUAAAGCAGCGAGCAGAAUCAUGACCGAGUGUCGCCUUCUCGUCGCGCAUCUUUGGUUUCAAUAGCUUCUACUGCUAAUCGCUCUAAUAGAAUCGCCUGAUGUUAUUGUCGCACUCAUUGAUUAAUCAUCGCCUAUGAACUUGUAAACUGGAAACACUACAUUGUUCGGACCAGGGUAUAUCGUUUCUCGACACCGAUACGUAGAGAACCUGGCAGACAAUGCAGGGAAAACAAACUUUUGUUUUUUUAUUCAGAAAUUCUCAGAAGAUUCAACAACGUUGCGAAUUUAUACGAUUAUUGUUAUCGUUUUCAAUCUUGAAGGAAGAGAUGCACUUGUGCGAUAAAAACAAAAAUAGAAACGAAGAAUAGAACACAAAUUCUAGUUAGCGGAAGCAUGGGAAGACCGCCUCAAUUCCGCUGGUUCUUCCCUCUUCGAAGACGUAGAACCGGAGUAGUUUACGGUGUCGCGUUCUCGCGCAAUUACGAGCCGUCUUGGCUGAUCGAUCCGAGGUGAAAGCAAAUCGUGCACCUUAAAGGAAAAAGAAGAAGGCGAAGACGACGAGUCUCUCGAGUCUAACGUAUAUUCGCAGCCUCCGUUCUAAUUAACGUCUCCUUAAACGCGGCACUUUACGCCUCGAGUUUCCGCGUGAUGAAUUUUCCCCCGGGCCAAUUAUGUUACGCCUCGUUCGCCAGCGGAUGCGAUUCUUUUUCGCACACGAUCAUUACGCCAACGGGAGAUCCCGCGAGAUCUUCUCGGUGACAAGACGGCGAAGUCACGAGCGAAGAAUGUUGCCCUCGACUCCCACCAUGAUCAUCAUCCGCGUUAAUGAUCAACGAUACGUUCACUAAUUACAUAAUAAAAUCGAUUAUUCCGCAAGUGCGUAACGAAAACUUUCAGUAUCCUUGUCUAUGAUCCGUCGAUUUCUAAAAUCUAACAAGAGGAUUUCUUCGAGGUCGGAGAAAAAUAUUUAAAAAACAUUUAAAGAAGGAAGCAAAGGGAGGCGGUAAUAAAAAAGUUGUUGCUUGGGAAUACUUUAUCCUCCUGAGAAUAUUCGUGUGCAGCAAUCGUGGCGAGCAGGUGAGGACACGGGCAGAGUUGGUGGGAUAAGGUUUGAGGGUCACGCGCCGCUUUGGAAGGUCCGUGACUGAGAAGCUAACCGGUCCUGAAGGCUUGCCGACUGGUAGAAAAUUGUAUACGACGUCCCCAGGUGUCGGUGUUCUUCCUCGACUUCCGCAUUGCCCGAUCGCUUGUCAGUCCUCGCCUCCGUCGAUUCCUUCCGAUCGACACAGAUCAGGCGUUAUUCAGGCGGUCUUGGGACGAGGACCUUCGAGUCGAAACGCGGAAACGGUCCUUGAGUGGUCCCAUUUGCAUCGACCGUUCUUGCCCAUUUGCUUCCACAGCUACGGUUAAUGAGAACAGCCAGCUAGAUCUAUUCUGUAUCCUAUGUACAUAUAAGUGCAUCGAGUCUCCAUGUAUUUCUCCAAUAAUCAUUUAAGAAUUCUUUGUUCACGAGGUGACGAAGAGGGUUCAACGGCACGAGUUUGACUCAAGUUCGACGAUGUAUUUUCAGCAUCGCGUUUUUCCCCAUGCGGAGAGAGGACAUUGAAGAGGAGAUUCAUCGCGAAACGCUUCGCAUCCAGAGUGUUUGAUCGUUUAACGAUCCCGUUCCGUGACGCAAAAGCAAAUCCAUUACUGUGUGUCUGCAGAUGAGAAGUCUAUGAGCUGAGCGCGUGGCCGUGAUCACGUAGUCUACAAACAACUUAAGCCAGUCCCUUCCUCCCAUCGUACUUUGCUCGGUUUCGUAAACGAGAACUUUGCCUAACGAUCGUCUUAUCUUCUAAUCUCCCGUUUCUUUGUUCACGUUUAUUGCCGAAAUUUGAAUACAUUAUUGUACAAAUAGUAGAUUGGUAUUUAAUUUUUCCAUAAACGGUAGGUCAAAGUGCGACGAUUUCGUGGAAGAGCACAUCAUGCGUGGUUGAAACGUGUCGUCGUUACUGAACGGGGUUGUAUCGAAUCAUGAUGAAGUCGAUCUACAUUAAACUCAAUUGAUGCGAUCACGUGCUCGACGCUCUGUAGCUCUCGGGUCAUCAUACGCAAAUGCGAGCGGCGCCGUUAUACGAUUGAAUGAAAAACAUAUAACGAAACAGGUGCUUCGUCGAUGGGUAUACAAAUUACGGUGCGAUUAUCGCGGCCGAGGGACCUUUAAUAGGCAUCAUCCUCUAUUCCGGUCGAUUGUUCGGUCUUAAUUAGAGUCAACUCAUUAAUUAAACCCAUCUGGCACGGUCGCUUUAAAUCUCGUUACGCCAAACAGCGUGGUAAAAAGUCGCAAUUAUGCGCGCAAGAGGAGAGGACUGAGAAAGUGUCGUGUGCACGCAAACGAGAUGAUUAAAAGUGAUCGUCCUUCCGCUUGGUAUCUUGAAUUUCAUGCAUUAAAAUUCCUCGGGGCGCGAAACAAAGUUCUAUUCCACGCUUGAAAUUUUACCUCUUCGAAAUUCAUAUUUCUUAUCGUAUCUGCAUAUUUAUAUGUUUUCGACGAGUUAAUUGCGUUCGAACGAAAAACGGAUAGUGUAAAAGAAGCGAAAUUGAAAGUACGGACACUUAUGGCAAAGUCCGUGGAUCCGCUACCGUUGCUCGUCGUGACUCCUCGCUGUUAUCACGACACUACGUCUACCUCCGCGUUAAUAGUCUGACCGCGUACUUAUUGUUCCUACGAAAAGUGACCGCAAGGUCGAGGAAGACGAUACGUGAGAAUGACAAUGCAUCGCGAAUAAUAAAAUUGUUUGCGUCGAUGAAAAACACGUUCUCUCGAAUUCAACGAGGCGCCGGGUCUUACUAAAUCGAACGAUGGAGAUAUUUUUGAACGUUCCAAUGAACGAGAUGGACUUUAAUAUUUUGUGGAUGGGGAAUCACCCGAAGCCAGAUAUCCUACGGAAUUUAAUGCCUCACCAGAAAGUGAAUCAUUUCCCAAGAUCGUACGAAAUCACGCGCAAGGAUCGACUUUACAAGAACAUUGAGGCGAUGCAGCGUAGCAAGGGUUUACGGAACUUGGAUUUCAUACCACAGACGUUCCUGCUUCCGAGCGAGUCAAGGGAAUUGCUCACAGCGCAUUUCAGGUAUCGCGGCCCCUGGAUUGUCAAACCCAAAGCCAGUUCUCGCGGACGCGGCAUUUAUAUUGUUAACAGUCCUGAGAAGAUUCUUACGGACGAAUCCGUGAUCGUCGCGCAAUACAUAAAUAAUCCUCUGUUGGUCGAUGGACACAAAUGCGACUUGCGGUUGUACGUGGCCGUCACGAAUUACGACCCGUUGUUGAUCUACCUGUACGAAGAGGGUUUGGUAAGAUUCGCCACGGUGAAGUACGACGGUGGUAACCAGUACAUAUGGAAUCCUUGCAUGCACCUAUGCAAUUACAGCAUCAACAAAUUCCACGUGGAUUACGUGAAAAGCGAGGAUCCUGACGCGGAGGACGUCGGCCACAAAUGGACGUUAUCGGCGUUGCUUAGACACUUGCGAUCGAUGGGACAGGACACGGAAUUACUCAUGCAGCGCAUAGAGGACAUCAUAAUAAAAUCGAUUCUCGCGACCGCGUCCGGCAUCGUGAGCGGCAUCAAGCAAUUUGUGAAACAUCCCGAAGCAUGCUUCGAACUGUUUGGGUUCGAUGUAUUAAUCGACGAUACGCUGAAACCGUGGCUACUGGAAGUGAAUUUAACGCCGUCGCUCGGUUGCGACUCGCCGCUCGAUGUCAGAUUGAAAUCUGCACUGAUAACCGAUUUGCUUACUUUGGUCGGAAUACCUGCGAUUGACCCGAUGCUACGGCCUCAAACGCAACAUUUGAAUCGAUCGACCUUGUCUACCAAAAGAAUAGUCAGCUGUAGAAGAGUUCAUUCGGCAGAGACGUUGACACAGAGGAAGAAGAAUACUAGUAAAAGCAAUAUUAAUAAAUCUGGAUUAACGCCGGAGCAACAACGGAUAGUGGCAUCUGCCAAAGCGCAAUUCGACAGGCGAGGAGGUUUCGUUCGGAUAUUUCCUAGCCCGAAAUCGUGGGAAAUGUAUUCACAAUAUCUGGAUCCGACUACGGGAAUACCGAUGGUUUCGGAUCCACUGGGACCAGGCAGAGUUCCGCAUCAAAUCAAUACUAAUCACAAUUUAAUGUUGCACGAGCAAUUGUUCCCCGCGGCCAGCCGCACUACCGAUUUUAUCAUUCCUGAAGUAACUCUAGAUAGACUCUCUAGAUAUGAAAGGUAUGAAAGAGCUUUGGUAAAAGGGCACAAGCAGAGCUUGGACCGUGGUAACAGUAAAGAAAACAUGGACAUUGAUAGGCACAAGUAUAAAAGUCAAGUAGUACAAUCUAUGCACGAAGGAAACAAACUCAGUCCUGGGGAAGCUAGAAAGGCCUUCGGUUUAUACUUGGGACACGUGUUGCGCAAGAUAUCGCAGCCUAACGCGGAUCCGGCGUGCUGCGAUCUCGUAAUGAAAUUCCUUCAACAGUCGGCCAAUAAUUUAAGGACACCGUUCUUUUUUACCUUACCAAGUAGUAAACUGAGCGACAAGGACCGUGCUGCGAUCACGGCUAAGCAACUGUCUGACUUUUUGCACAUGUACAAUCGUGAGACAGAUCUUUAUGCAGAUACAGUUGAUCGCCCACGUACUGUCCCGAAUCGACUUUUUCAAAAAUUCUUGGCCGCUGCCAGCGAGCAAGAUCUCGAUGAUAUAUUAAUUCUACAAACGAGGCUGUACAAGUGCGCUCAUAGUUUUUUGGGAAGGAGCGUGUUUGCGGGUAGUCUGCCGGGUCCUAAUUUAUUGGGCUCUCUGCCGCACAUCACGUCUCGCGUCUACUCGAACGCGGCAACCACCGAACAAUGCAAAUGUAAUCAAUCGUCAAUCACUAGGCCUACAAAAGCUGCGCGUACCUAGUUUGUAUAAUAUGUGUAUAUUUGUUAUAGAUACGCGUACUCGUUAAAAGUACUAUUGUACGGCUGCUCUAGGACUUCCCAGUACAAGUGGACAAUCAUCCACGUAUAUAUAGAUAUACAUACACAUAUAUAUAUAUAUUUAAAAACUUGACGUUUCCCGUAUAAAUAUAGCCCAGAAAGCCGUCACACAAUUCAUAUUUUUGGGUACGCUUUAAGAGCGCUUUAAUAUUCGCUUAUUAUUAUUAUAAGGGUAGAAACGGAAACGAGUUCGUUAUACGACACUUUCAACGAAUAUUUCGAGCCUUCUUAACGGAGUUUCCUUAGUCUCUCCAGUCGAUUUCAUACUCUUACAUUACGAUUUUAUCUUAAAACUAGUCUUCAGCGUCAAAGUUAGAUAGAAAAUGAUCAUGAAAAAAGGUUCAUGGGUCUGAGUGUCGCGAGUUUUAACGUGGAAGACAGGUGGCCAAUUAAAGCUGAUCCGUUUUAUAAAAUAAGUGAUUCAAUCAGAGAAUUUUAACAACUGAUCUUCACCACUUGAAAUUAAAUCAUCUCUGCCCAUCGUGAAAUAUUUAGUCAUCAGUUUCGUGCACUUAUUUGUUUUUGCAUUACGAUCAUUCAUUGAUUAAUUUCGUUUGCGAUUAGUUAAGGUUUAAGAAUUUUAAAUUAUGUUCUAGUAAUUACUCUUAUCGUUCGUAACAAUCUUAGUUCAGAUGUUCCUAUUUAAUUAAGGUGUUCGAUUGAAGGAACAUGUUCAGUUGUACGAUCUUCUGUGUCGACGCUUUUCUAGUCAAAUUGAAAGCAGAAACACAAAGAAUUAACAUGUAUUUUUCUUUUAUAAUUCGACGCCUGCUGUUCAUGAGAUCGUAUCUCGGCGACAAUGUAAUCGUAUUUCACGGACAAUUCCCUAAGAUACGAUCUUAUGAACAGGAGCCCUCGAACUGUUCGUAAGUUUAUUUUUUUUAACACUUCAUGAGAGAAUUUAAAUUCGUCCAUAGGCGAUCUAGAAAUACGCGUAGAAAUAAAAAGGAAAUCAUUCAACGAACUUUUGCGAGCACAUGUAUAAAUCAUGAAAGAUCGUUUUUGAGAUCAAUUUUUCAAAGUGCAAUAAUCUAAUUGAACUUAGGCUCGUCAUAAGAUAACAAAACAACAUAUAUUUUGUAUAGUACUAGGAAGAACACCAGCUCGUACAAUGAUUUUUAAUCGUGGCUCGAUAUAACACGCCCAACAAUAUUAAUUUACGCGGAUUCCGUUUAAGAAAUGCUGCGCGCCUGCUAAGCGAAAGAUGGGAGAUGUUUGUCAAUAUGGUUUGGCAGGUACCAAUCCAUUUAGAUUAAAAUCGUAUAGAGGUCUUGUCCAUCCAUGCAAUGCCGUCAGUAUUUAGUAUACAUAUACAAGGAUUUGCAGCUUAUUCUUCCAACGAACAUAACGUCAUUCGCAUUUUGCAAGCUUUGUAACAUAGCACGUGACGAAAUAGCGGAACGUUGUAUUUUUCCAUUUACGUUGACUAAUUCCGAAUUCAACUGAUUUGCUGUGAUACGACCGCAUUGUACGCCGUUACAGGUAUACGUCGAACACAAUAUCCAUAAAUCAAUGGCAUUUUCGAUAUACCUAAUCUAUAACAUGUUAUCGUGGGGAGUUGAUCUCAUGUGAAUCAUACGAACGUCUGUAAUAUGUUCCCUUGCUAAGCACAAAGAGAGCUAACUUGUACUACGUUCGAUCAAGCACGAAAGAAUAUUGUUAUCGCAUAAUCGUAAUCAUAGCGUGAUACGUAAUCGGUUUUAAAAGUGUUUUAUGCGUUAUCGAUGUCUGUUUUCAAGUUUGACACAUAUAUUUAACGAAGAACUUAAACAACGAGUAGUAGGCUUAAAAAUAUUAUUCUAAUCGAGUGUUAAUCGUAUUCAUGUUUGCUUCGUUCUGUUGAAUCACAUUUUCGUUUCUUUAUUAACUAUUAGAGGUGUGCGGGUUCCCCGUAAUUCUGUUCAAGUUGGAAUGAUGAAAGUUUGCAAAUCUCGAAUACCCGCGAUUUCGAGUCGCGGUCGAGCCAGGCCGGAUUCCCGUACACCCCUAUUAAUUAUCGUAACGCCGUAUCUUAUAAGUUCGUAAAGUAUUAUUUCGUUAUUUAACUCCUAAAUGAAAGAUUAAUAUAUUUAUAUAGCAGCGAGGAUAUUUUUUUAGUUCGUAUGAUGUUCUCUGUUCUCUGUACAUACAUGUAUGAAUCACGUCAUUAAUUUCACAUGUAUUAAUUUACGUACGAAAUGUUCACGAAGAAGAAGAAGAAGAAGACACAGAAGCAUAUCGAUUCCAUGUUAGCAAUUUAUCUGUACUCCAAACGUAAUACGAUGCUUGGCGAGAAAUCGAUAUUAUCUAUUACACACAAAGUGGUACUGCCAUUAUUUUGUAAACAUAUCUUUCCUUUACGACUGCAAUAUAUUUUUUAUAUCGUAGUCAAAUCUUUUUGUUCGAUUAGAAAAAAUAACGAGAAGUUACAAAUGUACGUUUCACUUGGCAAAGAUUGUUUCAGUGAGGUCUAACACGCCGGUAAAUGAUUUUACGAUGUUCACAGAAGAAAGAUAGUUCUGAAGCUUUUUAUGUAUGUUGCUAAUAUGUACAAUUGAUCUAUCGUUAUUACACUUAAGUGUUCACGGUCUGUUCAGCCAAAUGCUUUCUGUAUUCGUGUAUUUUGUGAUACGAAUCGUUUGUUACCUCGUAACACGAUGCAUCGUAAAUGCUUGAGGGAUACUUAUAAAUAUCAAUUAAGCACGUAAAAGGUUCGAUAAAAAAACGUUUUUCCUGCCUAUCAAUGUUACAGUUUACUUUUCAAGCUUAUGCAGUAAGUUCGUUGAGCAAUUCGAGCUCGUAAAAUUAUUAAUACCAGAGGAGCGAUCGAAUUAAGGAAGUAGCAAAAUUAACGGGAUUAUGAAAUUAGCAGAUGUACAUAAAGAAAAUUGUUAUGACAUACCUCUGUGUUGCUCGAGGCAACACUCCCUUCCUACCUGUGAUUUGUAAAAUUUACUAGUCAGCUUACUGCAUUUAUUAUGAAUAAAAUAUUGUAAGAAAAGUAAUGGCUACACGUACAAAUAUUUUAUUAUAAUCACGGAACGAUGCGACCGUUACUCGGGUAUGUAACAAUGUCGAGGUGUCGAUCGAAGAAAGACAGAGAAUCCCACUUAAGCAAAUUUACAAUUGUUAAAAGUCUUGUCCUCUUGUUGAUUGUUACACCGAAUAAGUAUACACUGUGCAGCCUUCUUAGGUAUUAAACAUUUCAAAUAAUAUCGAAAACCAACGAUUGUAUGAUAAUGUACAAGCGUACGUAUUUUCGCAUUGUAAAAUUAUCUUCAACUUUAAGUAUUCGAAAUAAAAAUGUGACGAACCUGCA